UGUAACCUCCGCUCUGGUGACCACCGAGUGAGACUGAAGUAACUAUCAAGUUCACAGUUCACCAGAAUUGAUCCUAAUAUAACAACAAGUCAGUCUGAGAGGUAUAACUCAGGGCCCCACCACAAACCAUCCAUCAACAACACACAGCCAACAAUGGCUGAGGCGUCAGAGAACUUCUGGAGGUGACAUCUGCUGGUGUUGUAGGUGAAGUCCGAGGUGUAGAGAGUGAAGAGGACAGGUGAGAGCACCUUGUGCUGCAGACCACCACCUCAGACACACAGUUACGCAGUCUAAUGUUUAAUGUUUAUUUUUUCUUUAACUUUAUUUCUUUUUUCUCCUCCUCAUUAUUAGCACCUGUCAUGUCCAUAUUGUGAUUAUGAUUGUGUUUGUCUGGUCCUGAUCAAACAUACUAAAAAUCAUUCAGAUGAAGUUUGACAGAGCUGUCAAUAAAACUGUGACUGACAGCAUCGUCCAAUCCGGUGAUCUGACCGCUGGGUGGGGGCGGGGCUACUACCUGCUGUCCAGAGGGCAGAUUAGGACUUCAUUACCCAGCAUGCAGCGUGUGUGUUUGUAAAAUCCCUAAAGAGGAUUUAUGUGGAUCAGAGGGACGACAUGCCGCUGAAGAGAGAAGAUACUGAACGUGCUCUGCAGGUGAUGGAGGCCUGUCAGGCUGGAGCAGCUGAAGGGGUCAAAGGUCGUGCGGAGAAGCUCCUGAGCAUCUUCCAGAGUGACCUGUUCCAGGCCCUGCUGGACAUUCAGGAGUUCUACGAGCUUACGGUUUGUGAGAACCAGACAACAAGCCAACCACGCACACCUGGACAGAAGUAUCGUUACCAAGACGAUGAGACUCCACCUGUUGACCCCAGCCCUGGUCACGUGACCCACGGACGCAGUACUGAGCUGAGCCACGCACACCUGGACGGAUACACACACCCUGCUGCUCUCACUAUGAACGGGUCAGAGGGGGAGCUGGAGUAUGAAGAGAUCACACUGGAGAGGGGGAACUCUGGUCUGGGCUUCAGUAUUGCAGGGGGAACUGAUAAUCCUCACAUCGGAGACGACCCGUCCAUCUUCAUCACCAAGAUCAUCCCUGGAGGAGCCGCCGCUCAGGACGGACGCCUCAGGGUGAACGACAGCAUCGUAUUCGUUAAUGAUGUGGACGUGCGAGAGGUCACUCACUCCAUCGCCGUGGAGGCGCUGAAGGAGGCGGGGCCUGUCGUCAGGUUGUAUGUGCUGCGGCGCCGCCCGCCCAGUGAACGCAUCACGCAGAUCAAACUGAUUAAGGGACCGAAAGGUCUGGGCUUCAGUAUAGCCGGCGGUGUGGGGAACCAGCAUGUUCCCGGAGACAACAGCAUCUACGUCACCAAGAUCAUUGAGGGCGGAGCGGCACACCGUGACGGACGGCUGCAGAUCGGGGACAAAAUACUGGCUGUGAACCACGUGUCUCUGGAGGACGUCCUGCAUGAAGACGCCGUGUCCGCCCUGAAGAACACUGGGGAGGUGGUCUACCUGAAGGUGGCCACGCCCACCUCGCAGUACAUCCACCCUGCUGAUCGAUACAGCCCCCCUGACCUGACCAGCUCCUACAUGGAGCCGGACUACAUGUGCGAUUACCCACAAGCCCUCCCUCCUCCGUCACCACGACGAUACUCACCUGUCCCCCGUGGCAUGAUGGGAGAUGACGAUUAUUCCCGGGAGCCUCGCAGGGUGUGUGUGCAGCGCGGCUCCACCGGUCUGGGCUUCAACAUCGUGGGUGGAGAGGACGGAGAGGGCAUCUUUAUCUCCUUCAUCCUGGCAGGAGGACCAGCAGACCUGAGCGGAGAACUCAGGAAAGGAGACCAGAUCCUCAGUGUGAACGGUGUGGAUCUCAGGUAUGCGACACAUGAACAAGCGGCAGCAGCUCUGAAGAACGCUGGACAGACUGUAACCAUAGUAGCACAGUACAGACCUGAAGAGUACAGUCGUUUUGAAGCUAAGAUCCACGAUCUGAGGGAGCAGAUGAUGAACAGCUCGUCUGGAAGUCUGAGAGCCAAUCGCAGCUUCUACGUCAGGGCCCUGUUCGACUACGAUAAGCAGUGGGACUGCGGCGUCCUGUCUCAGGCUCUGGACUUUAACUUCGGGGAGGUUCUUCACGUGGUGGACAGCGCUGACGACGAGUGGUGGCAGGCCAGACGAGUCAGCCAGCAGGGGGAGCUGGAGGAGCUGGGCUUCAUCCCGUCCAAACUCAGAGUGGAGAGGAAGGAGUGGUCACGCAUGAAGAGCAAAGGCAGAGAAGGUUUCAUUCACAGCUACGAGCUCAUCACUCAGAUCGAAGUGGACUACGCCCGUCCUGUGAUCAUCUUGGGGCCGACCAAAGACCGAGUCAACGACGACCUGCUGUCCGAGUUCCCAGACAAGUUCGGCUCCUGCGUACCUCACACGACUCGCCCUCGGAGGGACUACGAGGCCGAUGGGCGGGACUACCACUUUGUGUCGUCACGGGAACAGAUGGAGCGGGACAUCCAGUCCCAUCGCUUCAUCGAGGCGGGACAGUACAACAACCACCUGUACGGGACGUCGGUGCAGAGCGUCAGACAGGUGGCCGAGCAGGGGAAACACUGCAUCCUGGACGUGUCGGCCAAUGCGGUGAGGAGGCUGCAGGCGGCUCAGCUUCAUCCCAUCGCCAUCUUCAUCCGACCGCGAUCCCUGGAGAACAUCCUGGAUCUGAACAAGCGUCUGUCGGAGGACCAGGCGAGGAAAGCUCUGGAUCGAGCCAUCAAACUGGAGCAAGACUUCCUGGAGUGUUUCACAGCCAUCGUGCACGGCGACAGCUUCGAGGAGGUCUACCACCUGGUCAAAGCCGUCAUUGAGGAGCAGAGCGGCCCUUACAUCUGGGCUCCAGCACGCGACAGACUCUGAUUGGCCGCUGCCAGCCAUGGAGCACCGCCUCCUCCUCCUCCUCCACCUGUCGGUGGCACCACCUGAUGGAGAGCAGACGUUGGUCUUUCUACAGUUUUUCUUUUCUUUCUGCAGGAGGAUGAUGUGUGAGCCCUCUGAUUGGAUGAUGGACCUGUCUGUCUCUCCACCUGUCUGUGUGUCAGAGGGACAGCUGGCUGAUUGAUUGAUCAGUUGUAGAGUUCAGUUGGUAUUGGAGUAUUUAUAUUAUCCUAUUUAUUUAUUGAUUAAUCUAUUUAUUUAUGUGAUGUGAAAAUGCUGUGUGUGUGUGCGUGUGUGUGUGUGCGCGCGUGUGUGUAAUGUACAUAAAGACUUGUGUGACUGUAAAUAAAACAAUGGGGCUCAACACACAGUCUAUUCAGGGCUUAAAGUAUCAAACACUGGACUACAAACACUGGGGUUCAUCUCCCACAGUCCCUCACACUCUCUGCACAGACUAAUCUUUCUGCUAGACUACAACACCCACAAUGCAUCACGGAUUGGGCAACAACAUAAACGCCUCUCAUUUGGACUACAAAGCCCAUAACCCCCCUCUGCUUGGACUACAAGACCCUAAAAUCUCUUCCUGUUGCAGUCAGGAGAGUUUUUAGUGAAACUGAAACUGAACACUACAUUACCCACAGUUCCCGGCUCCAGAUAAAGAUGACAUCACAGCCCUUCUGAGGACGACCUGUCCACUCCCUUUUGAAGUCGUCGUACUGAAACUGGCUGCUUCACCUGAGGGGCACUCGUGAGGUCGUCCUCUGUGAGCGGGAGUGAGUGGAGCUAAGUGGCUAAAGUAAUUACUGACACAUUCUAGACAAAGGAAGCCAAUUUUAUUUUAGUUUUUGCAAAUAUGGUAUUGAUUUUGCGUCAGAAUUGAAAAGAGAAAAUACUAAAGCCUGUUUUUCUUACAUGGGAGACGGUUUUGCCCAUAAAGCGUUAGCAUUCCGCUAACGUGCUAAUUGAUGGGUUAAAGUUUACAACUAGCAGCGUUACGUUACUGUAGGCUAACUUCAAUUAUUAUUACAUGAACCACAAUAAUAUGGUUUCAGUUACAUUAUAGUCCUCAUGUAGAGAGCGACAGCAGACAUUAGCAGCCUGGUUAAAACAAAAUUGAUGAAAUUGAUUGAUGUAUGAAACCAAAAUGGUGACUGCAGUAAACUGGUGUCACAAAUACUUUAAUAAUAAAACAGAGAAGAAUUUCAUCACCAAAAAGCCAUGAAAUUUUAAUCUAACAGAACUGCAUCUGUUGUCUCUACUACUCAGACUAAAUAAAUAAAAUAUAAAUAAUUAUAAAUAAAAUUAGCAGAAAAAAAAAAUCAGCACCAUAAAAGUUUCAUUUUUUGCUGCCACAGUUCCAUAAGCCCCCAUUCAUUCUGGACUAACUCGUGAGCGCCCCCUACAGAACCAGAAGUGUAAGAGAGUGAGAGCUCUUCCUGUUAGAGUUUCUUUGAUUACAACACCUACAAAUAUCUACAGCACAGACGGACUACAUUACCCACAAGUCCCAGCUGCACAGCUUCGAGCCACAACCCCCCGGGUCUAUGCUACAGGAAGCUGUGGGGGAGGAACGUCACAUUUCCUGUGGCUUGUGACCAUAGCAACCGGGACUGAUGGUGGAUCCAGCAUGGCCGCUGCUGCUCCCAGACUGGUUUCUGAUGGUUCCAGUGGGUGUUUUUGGACUGAAUAUCAGGGUCCUGUGAAUAAUUAUUAAUAUAAUUAUUAUACAAAUAAUCAUAAUUAUUGAUGAUCACACACACACAGCGUGGUUACCUGAGGUCGUCCUUUCUUUCUGAGCACUGACAGAAUUCAUUUUAUUAAAGCUACAAAAUCAUAUCUGAAUAUUUAUUAUCUUGUGACACGCAUAUACUGACACACACACACACACACACACUCAGAGGAGGCUGCUGGGUUGAUGACCGGCUUGUUGUAUAAUGAAGUAAUUAGUACUAAAUGAAAUUAUUGAAAUAAAUUCCUUAUGAAAGCU
Messenger RNA from Scatophagus argus, 4903 nucleotides. Its product is annotated as disks large homolog 4-like. The record is from RefSeq and is a predicted model, not a curated record. Gene Ontology annotation, molecular function: kinase binding. Bases 613 to 2898 code for a protein of 761 amino acids. Gene Ontology annotation, cellular component: postsynaptic density membrane; neuron projection; neuromuscular junction. The transcript is spliced from 20 exons. Gene Ontology annotation, biological process: AMPA glutamate receptor clustering; chemical synaptic transmission; postsynaptic neurotransmitter receptor diffusion trapping. NCBI's taxonomy places the organism in Eukaryota, Metazoa, Chordata, Actinopteri, Scatophagidae.